AAAUAAACAUGAAAGACAUCCAGAAACCUAGAUUGUUUAAUUCCAAUCCCGCUUCUUUGAGUGACGUCACUGUUUCUGACUCCUUACAAGCGGACAAUCCUGAUGUCAACGCCGCCAUAAAGGAUGAUUGUUUUGAUUUUUUCGAAGAUCGAAUAUCUGAAUACUUAAGGGAUGGGACUUAUCUUAAGUAUGAAGAUUUAACUUUGGGUCCUGAGCUUGGCCGAGGCGGCUUUGGAGUCGUCUACAAAGGGAGUGUUCAUGAAACCCCCGUAGCCAUUAAGCAGCUGAUUAUCUCCAUUUCCGAUAAAGCUUGUUUUUAUAAUGAGCUGCAAGUGAUGAGACGCGUGAGGCACCCGAACUGUGUAUUAUUUUUGGGGGCGACGAUGCCGCCGGAUCCCAUGUGCAUCGUAACAGAAUAUAUUGAAAAGGGAAACUUGCAGGAAUUGAUUUAUAACAAAAAUGAAGUUCUAAAUAAAACUAGGAUUUUAAAGUAUAUUCUUGACAUUGCAAGAGGAAUGAAUUAUCUUCAUCAUAACGGAAUCAUCCACUUGGAUCUGACUCCCGCUAAUGUUCUCGUUACAGAAAGUUAUGUUUGUAAGGUAGCAGAUUUUGGCUUGUCUAAAAUAUCAGAAGCCUACACGAAAUCUAUAACCAAUCGCGGCGGAGGAACUAUUUUUUACACAGCGCCGGAGGUCCACCGAGGCAAGCGCGUCUCGCGCAAAGUGGAUGUGUUUUCUUUCGGGAUUAUACUGUGGGAGCUUUACUACAGAGAAAAGCCAUUCGAGGGUCUCCUACCCCAUGCGGUCUGUUAUAAAACAGUUUCGGAAGACUUCAGACCGGAAAUCAACGAGGAGAACGUUCCUUUUUACUACGAGCUGAUGGUCCAAUGUUGGGCUCGCAAGCCCAAGCAGCGACCAGAUUUCGACAAUGUGAUUAGCCAGAUUAAAAACUUUCGGAAAGAAGAAGCUACUGAAACGCCAACUUCUCCUCCGCCUAGUAAAACUCCAUCUCCACGCGGCCGCUCUGCUAAGCCUACACUUUGGGAUGAAUGGCAAGUUCUUGAUUGGCUAGAAGAAGUUGGCAUGUCUCAUAUUAUCGACAAGUUCCAUGGCCAACGGAUUACCGGCGAAGUCUUAUUUACACUGACCCCCAAUGAUUUGUGUAUUAUCGGGAUCAACAGUUUGGGCGACCGGCGAAAGCUUCUUUUGGCCAUCAGGAAGUUGGGCGAAGGCCCCACCAAACCUAAUAAUGGAGCUCCCAAUGAGACUCCCGUUGUUGCGCAAGUUCAUAAAAAUAAGCACGGCUGCAAUAAAGUAACCCCGGGGCCCACUGUACACUGCGCCUCCUGUUCGGACCCUUUUGACGAAUUCGAAGCUGGCUGGCAGUGCCAAACUUGCCAGGACGUGUUUCACGACAUUUGCUUCUCCGAAACUAUUUCUCUCUGCGAGAAACCCUCCUUUCCCCCUAUUAUUAACCAUUCGCUUGGCUUUCAGGACCCGGCUGGGACUUUAUACGUCCAUAGCAAUGCGAGUUUUGCUUGCGCUGCGUCCCUCCCUUUUGGGGAUCGGAAAGGUUCGAAGCGUAAUAAAACGAUGAUACCAAGGCCAUCUCAACACAUUCCAAGAACAAAGCCCAAACUUUCGUUUUCGGAAUUUAACACGAGGACUUUGGCUCAAAUAAGCGGCGCAAAAGUAUCCAAACCCAAACUUUUUCGGCACCACCGAACUGUCAAGCAUCCCACCGAGCAGCCUUUGACCGAUAAAGAACUAGACCAAUGGUGGGAUGACACUCUUCUUGCAGCCGUCCGAUUGGCCAGAUCGGAAGGAACAUUACAAUUCCGUUGCGGCCUCUAUAAUAAAGCCUACAUCGCCACUCUCGAAAUAGUUCAGCGGAUUAUCGCCCAAUGCCAGUCGGCCAUGGAGCAGGUCCACCACACUAAUAGUGGCGAAACUAUCAUGCGUCUGGCCACAAACAUUUAUCAAUGUUUAAAGGCUGCUGUGCACGAAUCCGAUUGUUCACGGUUUCCACAUUAUAGUUUUGAAGAACGUUCAAAGAUUCUACUGGAUGCACUCUUUACUAUUUUGAAUUAUUUACUUAAAAGGGAAGAACUUAGUAAAAAUCACAAAACUUUCCAAAGAUUUUUACAAUAG
Molecule: messenger RNA, 2150 nt
Organism: Zophobas morio
Lineage: Eukaryota; Metazoa; Arthropoda; Insecta; Coleoptera; Tenebrionidae
Product: sperm motility kinase-like
Exons: 21
Coding region: 9-2150 (713 amino acids)
Biological process (GO): protein phosphorylation; signal transduction
Cellular component (GO): cytoplasm
Molecular function (GO): protein binding; protein kinase activity; ATP binding
Source: RefSeq, a predicted model, not a curated record